This is a messenger RNA of Podospora pseudocomata, 1840 nucleotides long. It is a transcript of the gene FMP32, whose product is annotated as Protein fmp32, mitochondrial. The transcript is spliced from 2 exons. Gene Ontology annotation, cellular component: mitochondrion. NCBI's taxonomy places the organism in Eukaryota, Fungi, Ascomycota, Sordariomycetes, Sordariales, Podosporaceae. The coding region runs from base 874 to 1707 and encodes 277 amino acids. Gene Ontology annotation, biological process: mitochondrial respiratory chain complex IV assembly. The record is from RefSeq and is a predicted model, not a curated record.
UGAUGCAGUCGUGACUAUAUCUCUCUUCCACCACAGGCUCGAGUUUCUGUGGACUCGCCCAAAUGCAAAAUACUCAUACUGACAGAGUUUUCUGAGAUUCCGCCCUUUGCAAAAUUCGACGUGGACCACAAAUGGUCCCAUGCUGGAAGCAGACAACUUUUGCAGGAGUCGUGAAGUUUCGCAGAUUACAGAGUUUUCUUGCCAUCCAGAUGAGCAAGCAAAGAUGCAAGACAACGACCACCCACAAGUCCUCUUUCACAGAUCGCAUAGUGGACAGAGGCAAAUCAAAUCAAAACACUCCAAAUAUAAAGCAAAAGAAAUGUAUGUUCAAUCAUUGCGCCCCUCUCCACGGGAAGAAGAGAACCGCACCCAAGAUCAAGCAUUUUUGUGGUUUGUUCUCCAUUUACAGCCAGAGACGAAUGCAAACUGGUCGUGGGUCCAGACGAUUGCCAUCCCGAAGAAUAGCAGAAAGCGAACCUCUCAAUCGCAUAUAAGGUAACUAGUCCUGUGUGAAUGUGAUAAUUUGCGUUGUUCAAUAUGAAGAAGAAAAAGGGAAAAAAAUUCAAAUCUGGAAAGGCAAAGAGAGGUUUUAUGGGCGGAUUUGGGUAGUGGGGCUGAGCUUGGGCCUGGUGUGGCUGGUGGGUUUGGGGGGUUGUGGCUGAAAGCGGGUUUGGAUGGAACGGAUGGUGGGAAGUUGGGCAAAGGGGGCUUGGCUUGGCAUGCGACAUUGGAUGCCGCUGCUUCCCGGAAACCGGAAUGACUGACUGCGUCUGGGAGCUCCAAAGACGAUCAUCGCACUGGAUUGCCUGCUUCUUACGAACCUGAUAUUUGAACAGAUACCUGAGCGACUACUGCUUUAACGGAAUACCUACCAUGACGGCCGCACAAUCCCUCCCGCGCUUCCUCCUCCCCCGGCUUAGCUGGACCGGCCCAAGCGGCAGCAUCACCGGAGCUUCGGCCGCGCUGCUCCAGCAAGCCAGAGACAGCAGCAACACCCCCCUUUCUCGACAACCACCUCACAAGAGAACAUACCACACCUCCGGCCCCUCAAAAGGGACACCUACUACUAUCCAAAAGCGCAGUCUCACCGCGCACUUCCGCGCCAGCCCACCAUGUUUCUCUCAGAACCAGGGACGACCCUUUUCCACGACCCCCUCCCGCCAGCGUGAUCACCACUUUGACACCCUCCGCUUUGUCCAGCGGCUGCAGGAAGAAGGUUUCACGGAGGAGCAAGCAGUGGCCAUGAUGAAGGUUCUGAACGAUGUUAUUGAAGAGAGCAUCCAAAACCUCACCCGUACCAUGGUCCCCCGCGAAGAAGCAGCCAAAACAACCUACACCCAAAAAGUAGACUUUGCCAAGCUCCGCUCGGAGCUCCUGUCGGCCGACUCGACCGAGUCCAACACCACGCGGGCCGCGCACGAGAGGUUGACGAAUGACAUCGCCAAGCUGGGCUCGAGACUGCGGGACGAGAUUGGUCGCACGCAGGCAAGCGUGAGGCUGGACUUGAACUUGGAGAAGGGGAGGAUAAGGGAGGAGGCGGUGAGUCAGGAGUUGAAGAUUAAGGAGACGGAGACGAAGAUUGAGCAGGAGGUUGCGGCGUUGAGGCAGCAGUUGGAGCAGGUCAAGUUUCAGACUUUGCAGUGGUUGAUGGGGGUAUGCACGGGGUUUGCGGCGUUGAUGUUGGGUGCUUGGAGGUUGUUGAUGUAAUUGUGAUGAUGAUGUCCGGGGGUGGGGAUGGAUGGAGCUGUCAUGUAUGAAGGAGCCAAAGCAAAGCAAGCGGGAAUUUCAACAUUUUUGAACAAACUUGAGCCUGUAGUUGUUGGGUGAAUGUGCAUUGGGG